Heterotrigona itama is the source of this 915-nucleotide messenger RNA. The record is from the annotation of a GenBank genome assembly. Lineage: Eukaryota; Metazoa; Arthropoda; Insecta; Hymenoptera; Apidae.
AUGAUCGGCCAGGAUCUAAGAUAUAAAAAAAGAUUUGUCCCUCCCCUCCGCCCCGUGGAACGACGGUAUCCUUUCCUGAGGGUAAGGGAACGCACGGUGAUCAUCGACGACGGGGGACGACGGUUUUUGCAGCUGGCCCCGGUCCCGAAUUACCAACGAAAAGGAUUCGGGGGUCCAUUCUUCUGGCCUGGACGAAGAGAUUGUUCUCUCGAGCAUUAUCGCGCGCCAACCCCCCCGGUGUUUCAUUGCCACGGCAAAAUCAGCGGCAAACAAGCAGCCUCGCUUUAUCACGCGCCACUUUACCCACCUCCCCCGUGUUCUCGUUUCUGCCCGCUUGGAAACGACGAAUGUUUAACCACGUUAUCAGCCAGGCACCGCGAAGCUCCGGCAAAACCCGGAUCGAUCCGGUAUAUAACGUUAAGAGAAAAUCAUAAGUUCCUUUUCAACGGGGCCAUUCGACGUGGCUGACAAAGAAUCUUUUAAUCAGACGCGGAUAAAAGGCUCGGAUACUCUUUCAGGACGACGAGGCGAAGGAAACGACGGGGGAGUAACAUUCGCGCGCGCACAGCACGAGAAUUUUUCUCGUCGAAGGGCGACAUUUUAAACGCAGAGUUCACUGUCAUCGCGAUUAAUUGGCCGAGUGAAACGUAAUUUCGUAUUUCGCGGGUAAAUGUCGUUUGCACGAAGUGUUUGAAACAAUCAAUUCGCUCAAUACCUUCACUUAUGUAUUUUUCUAAGAGGUUAUGUUUCACAGUGCCUGUUUGUUGCAUUGUAUUCGAUAAUUUUUAUUUCCGUUUAUAUUGUAUAUUUAUAUUGUAUAUUUUAUUUCCGUAAUAUAUUGUUUUUUUAUGAAAGAUUUUUAUAUCUAAACGAUUUAUUUUAUUUAAUCAAUCUUCAUUCAGAAUGAUUAAAUAA